Messenger RNA from Anarrhichthys ocellatus (wolf-eel), 6370 nucleotides. It is a transcript of the gene usta, whose product is annotated as uronyl 2-sulfotransferase a. NCBI's taxonomy places the organism in Eukaryota, Metazoa, Chordata, Actinopteri, Perciformes, Anarhichadidae. The record is from RefSeq and is a predicted model, not a curated record. Gene Ontology annotation, cellular component: membrane. Gene Ontology annotation, molecular function: sulfotransferase activity. The coding region runs from base 2758 to 3972 and encodes 404 amino acids. The transcript is spliced from 8 exons.
UUCAUCAAUGUGGUGAACUGUGACAUUGGCCUGUUGUUAAUAACAUUUUGAAAUUAAAAAUGGAAAUGUGUGGACGGGCUGCUACAGGAAUGAAAAGGAACAAUAACACCGGGCCUUAUCGGGAUGUGCACACUGCAGUAUAUCGAAAUAACAACUCCUGUAGUCUAAAAACAUUGCCUUGCCGUGUCAGGCUUUCCAUUUAAAAAUCGACACAUCUGUUCAAGACCGAGACAGCAGAGUUCGACUGACUGGCUGUUGUUGCUAUGCAGCUGUUGUCAAUGAAACCACGCAGAGAUUUUCCAUUCUUAUUCAUGUCAAGAAGCCCCAAAUACACACCAGACCAUGUACCCCAAUUUGAUCAAAUGUUAUCCCAAAAGACUGCAUCUGAGAUUUGACUUGGAUAACUUCUAUCUGAGCAGGUGUUUGGCAUUGUUAUGAGUGGAAAGUGACACAACAGAAGAAGCAUUUCCUUCAGGAAGAAUAAGUACAAAACCAGUGUUGCGUAUCUUGCUUGGCUUGUUGCUAUAGUGCCUUUUAGGAAAGAAGUCACAAUGCAAUAAUUGUCCUUCACACCGCUGUAAUCAGCAGUUAGCUUCCAGUUCACGAAGCUAACUGCUCCACAGAUACAAUUGCUCUUCCAAUUUAAAAUGUCUCGGAGUAAAGACGAGACCUCAUUGCGGCGAGGACUGUCUGGGCUUGUGUUGCUUCCCAUUAUUCUGAACCACUUUCCUCUGCAGAGUUCAUGCAUGGCUGCAUCUGUGUCUGCAUGCUGUCUGUGGUGAUAAUUCCCCCAAAUUCUGCUGUGGGAUCACAAUAUUUCACAGCAAAGAUUUUCUUUUUUUUUUCUUUUUAUUCCUUCAAUGAAUCCAAGAAUCAGUUUUGAUCUUUUCCUUUAUAUAACAGGAUCAUAAGCAUACUUCAUCAUGACGGUGGAUGAAUAUAGUGAGAAUAGGCAAUAUGAUACCAAAGAUUCCUCACCAGUAAACAUGUAAUCAUACUUUUAUAGAUCCUUGUUGUGAAAUUCUCUUGUCACUUGUCAUCCAGGGAGUUCGGAAGUAGUUUCUAUGAAAGUUUGUGAAGACUGACGUGUAAAGUUUACUAGUGUUUGACAGCUGAAUUUGCAGCUCCUCGUGUUAUUCCCCUUGCCCAGAAUCAUAUUGAUUCUUAUUAUGGUGGGGUGAACUCAAUUAAGUGGCCUCUUAUUCUUAAGCACGGUUGGCUUUGUUGAAAUGUCUCCUUUUAUUUUCCAAUAAUGUUUUUUACACGAAUAUGACUUUAGCACUGUACGCAAGACCUUGAGUCAUCACAGGGUAGAUGCUGUAAACCUAAUGUCUGUUUAAUUUGACAAACUUCUGUUGAAUCAAUACUGAUUAAACAGCUAAAAGCUGUAUGUCACAUCUGGGCUUAUUACAUUUUAAACGUCGGAGUUGGUGUGUGUGUUUUCUACAUUAACUUCUUCCACAUUCCAAAAGAAAAAGUAACGCACCACCAGAAAUGAUUUGGUUGAAACCCCAUAGCCAGUUGUUCUGAUUAGACUAAACCUGAUUUACAGCAGUGACCUUACGGACAACCAUACUGUUGUUCUGUGUAAUAAACUGCUGUGCUGCAGGCGAGAUUGGGCUAUAAACCCAUAAUGCAUUCACACGUAUUGUGCGUAGCUUGCAAAAUAAAGUAAUGCCCAAUUCACAACUCAUUUACCUGUGGAAAAGACAAGCCAGCGGGCCAUCAACAAAAUGAUUGUGCUCUUCUUUAUUACCUUUUGUCUUCCAAGCCAAAUUGUUUCCUACAGCCGCUGUUGCUCCCUUGACACCUGCAACUGUCACCAGUGAAAGCACAUGAGCCUCUUGUGGAGGUAGUUAGUGUGCUGAAUCACUGUUGUCGCCUCCGAAGUGCAGGUGUAGUCUAAUGGUGGGUUUUGGCCCUGCUGUGUAAAGAUAUAUUGCUCAGUGUAAAGUCCUUACAGCUGGCCUCAAGGGAAAGAGAGAGUUUAAAACACACACACACACACACUCCUGCACAUGAAGUGAGCAGCAUCUCACCAGCUUCUUUUCAACACACCUCAAACAUCUUCACCCUUGAUAACGCAGACAUUUUAUGAUUAAUAACUGCUUUACACUGGUCUUAAGUCUCUUUGAUGUUUCUAUUAAGGAUGAGGGUUUUGUCUGAUGGCAUUUCAAUGUCAUAUGCAAUCUAAAAAAAAUCAUUAAUAAAGUUCUAUAUACCUUUUAUUAUUAAAGCUUUUGUACUGGAUAAGGCCAAUUCUCUCUCAUACCUACUGAAAUUAAAAUUGUAAAUUCACACCUAGGUUCUCUUUCCACAGUCGGGUCUCAAACUCGUUCUAUUGAAAGCUUACCGACUGCUUGUACGGCCCCCUCUCUCCCCGAACACUGGGUGACGCUGUUUUACGCACUGCGAUCCAAACCAAAUCGUGUAUGAGGUGAAAGUUUUCCCUCUUUCCACGUUCAGUAAUCUGACACCCAAAAGACUCAGAGCAGAAGGAUGGACCCUUAACUCGGCUGGAAGCACGGAAGGAAGGAACACUCAUCCAACGAGCGCAAACGAGAGGGGCCGAGCGAGAGCGAAACGUUGUGCGCAAAAAAAAAAAACAACCCUGUGGCUGCGGCAGUGGAGGAGAGCUGGGUGCCUGCCUGCGCGUCUCCAAAAUAACUGGGCGUCCGCCUCAAAUGGUCUCAAAGCGACAAGUUUCACUUUCCACAUGCGGAUGGGUGACUUUCCACGGCGCUUUGUGAGGAGGAGAUGAUGAAGAAUUUCAGCAGCAGUCCCCUUCACAGCAACAACCAGACUCCCAACCACGUUAGAGAGCGAAACAACAGAAAGUACAGCUUACUCUCUGCCAUACCGUUGCGAUUUUCCUUGCACGGUUAUGGUUUCUGCAUGGCUACGCUGUUCCUCUUCUGUUUCGGCUCUCUUUUUUACCAGCUGAACGGAGGACCCCCUAAAAUUCUGCUGGACAUCCGACAGUAUCUCGGUGAAUCCACAUAUCUGGAUGACAACAGACCUCCUGCUCCAAGAGUGCUCCCGUUCCCCAGCCAGGUGGUUUAUAACCGUGUGGGGAAGUGCGGCAGCCGGACGGUGGUCAUCUUGCUGAGAUUACUGGCUGAAAAACAUCAGUUCAACCUGGUCUCCUCUGAUAUCCACAAUAAAACACGCCUCACAAAACAUGAGCAGGUGGAUCUCCUGAAGAACAUCAGUAAUAUCUCUCAGCCAUUCCUCUACACACGGCAUGUUCACUUCCUGAACUUUACCAGGUUCAGGAUAGAGCAGCCGGUCUACAUCAACAUAAUCCGGGACCCCAUCAACAGGUUCCUCUCCAACUACUUCUUCCGUCGCUUUGGUGACUGGAGGGGUGAGCAGAACCACCUCAUUCGCACUCCAGGGAUGAAAGACGAUGAGAGAUACUUGGAUAUCAAUGUGUGCAUUCUAGAGAAUUACCCAGAGUGCUCCAACCCCAGAGUUUUCUACAUCAUUCCCUACUUCUGUGGACAGCAUCCUCAAUGCAGGGAGCCUGGAGUAUGGGCUCUGGAGAGGGCCAAACAGAAUGUGCUGGAGAACUACCUCCUUGUGGGUAUCCUGGAGGAGCUGGAGGAUGUUCUGCUUCUGUUGGAGAGGCUCUUACCUCAUUACUUUACUGGAGUACUCAACAUCUACAAGAGCCCUGACUACAAGAAGAUGGGGAACAUGACAGGCACUGUACGUAAACACACACCCACUCUGGAGGCCCUGCAGGUGCUGUACUACCGCAUGCUCUACGAGUAUGAGUUCUACAACUUCAUCCGAGACCAGUUCCACCUCACGAAGAAAAAAAUUGGACUCAAGUCUGUCUCCCAACCCCCAGCCCACUCACCGGCUUUCCUACGAGAGCUGGCCCUGCGAACCCCAGAGCCUCUGGAUGAAGACGAGGAGCUGGACGCAGACCUGGAGGACGCUAACAGCUGGCUGGUCCAUCCCUGAGGGCUGUUUGAUGAACAGUGGAUGAAGCCAAAAAAAAAAAGCUGAUGUGCUUGAAUUGGCUGGAGAUAGCUGGAGGCAGCCUGAGGGCAAAAGGGGAUUGUUCCCCAAUUUUCAGCAUUCCUAAGAAAAGUGAGGUUUGUUUAGGGGUGUGUGGAUCCUGAAGCUCAUGUUUUUUCGGGCUCUGUUGUCCGUCUUCAAUCGACUCCUAUCAUGACAGGCACAGCACUGACGACUAUAGAGUUGAGUAAUCGGGAAGGAGAAAAUGCUUUAUUUAAAAACGUGACCAAGGACAGUGGGAAAUACUGUUUAGCUCAAGUUUUGUUUUAAUUUGAGCUUGUUUUUGGGUUUGUUUUAUGUUAAAUAUAACAAAAUAAAACAUCAUUGCUGUAAUCUCCAGGAGAGAUUAGCGCAAGAUGUGGAUAGUUACAUGUGUUGGGAAAUAUUCUAAAAGGUUGAUCAUUGGGGCGUUUACUGUAGGAGAGGACUUAGCCGAAAGACAGAAGUUCAUACUUUAUGAAAGGGAUAAUGUCGUAAAAGCUGGAAUGGGAAAUGGUAUCCACAAAUAAAAAGUACCAAAACCCUUUUUGUAUAUUAGCUGUCUAUGACUGUUCCAAGUGUCAAACCCCACUAAGAGUUCCAGUAACUGGUGCACAGCUGGUGGAGUUGUGGCAUAAGCAAGUCAGUUGUGAUAGUAUUGGUUUAUAACAUUUGUUAAAAGUAUAUUGUUAGGUAUAAAUGAGGGUUAGAUUGUAAGCACUCAAUUAUGAAUUCAAAGAAUUCCAACUGUGUGUGCAUGAAUGAUUGAGUUUGACCAAACCAGUAGUGUAUUUUAGCAUGGACUUAUUAUUUGAGGCAGGUCAUUUGUUGAGAGUGAAACACGAAAAUAAAUUUAUGGAACGUAGUUUGUUUUAUCCAAAGUUAAAAAAUAUUGAGCUUGCCAAAUACUAGUGUUUCCACUGCAAUGCAUUCCAAAACUUUAUGAAUAUACUGCAUUUUUUUUCUGAGGUGACUUUUCAUGAAAUUCUGAAGCAAAAUUAGGGAUUUGGUCACAAAACUGGAUUCUAAUUUUCAUUCCAAAUAGGAUUAUGUUUCUGUUUGAGGGUGUGUUUUCCCAUUCAAAAUAUUACCAUAAAAGCGUGUGAAGUGUUACCAUUGCCAGCUAACACUAAUUUCUUAUAGCUUAUAUGUCACCUACGUAGUACAUUCUACCAUCCUAAUCUCUAUUGUCUGUACCUUUUCUUUGUCCUGGUUCGUGUUCGGUGUUUCAUUUUUUGCCAGUUUAAUUUAUUAUUUUGUAUUCGUUUGCAUUCCAGAUAAGAUUCUCAGGAAGGAAAAAAAAGAUGUUUAAUAACUUGAUCAUUUGUGUUUUUGGUUUCUGGUGGCUAUUGAAACUAUUCUUGGUAUUUUAAGGUUGUCUCAAAUGGGUUUAUAUCAACAGCUGAAACUUGUUAACAACAACUAAUGCAGUCCAUUAUUUUAAAGUCUUCAGAAUAAAUGUCCUCUAACCAUUGCAGCUAUUGUCUCCGUUUUACUUAUUUUUAUGAGGAAGUUUGUGGUAGCCUCUUCAGCCCAUCAAAAAUGCUGCACUAAAAUCUCCCAUGCUGCUACACACACGUCAGAUUGACAGGCAGCUACUAACGGAGCAGCCUCCAGGCUCCAUGGUCCAUCAUUCUGCUCACAUGUGUAGCUCUCUCUUCCCUGCAGAAGCCUGUCCAUCACUGCACCCAACUUUGACUCAUCUUCCUUCUGGCUUCCCAGUUGUGAAAUAACUUCCCUACUGCACACAGGACAACACGGUCUAUCCUCUGAUAUGAAAACAAAGUAUUACUUUUAUGCUGUUUUAUCCACUUCCACCCGUCUUCCUACUUUAUUUGCGGUUGAUCUUGGUCCUGUAGUUUCAAAAUGUAUACAUAAUGCAAGACUCUGUGGUUUUUGGAUGAUAUGUGUGUUGAUUGUUAGAUCUGUUGCCUUGGUAUAGUUGGCUCCAUCCCUCAAUUCCUUGCUGUUGACAACCUAGGAAUGACACCUUAUCUAAUCGGGCCACUGUCACUUACGCUGACUGAAAGCAACAAGAUGCAUGAUGUGUAAAAUACAUCGCCAACAAAAGUAUUCUAGUAGGCUUGCUAAAAUAAAAAAAGCUAAAUAAUUCUAGGUGCAAUGGUGCAACAGUUUAUUCUUCAAAAUAGAAAUAAUUGGCAUUUGGCCUCACAAGUGAAGAAGUACAGGGUUGGGUGUGAGUGUGUAUGUGUGUAUGUACUGUGUAGUUAUGCCUACGUGCCGGCUACAGCCAAAGCUCUAGCCAUUAGCCAUUAUUUUUUCCGACCGUCCAUCCAUUCCUCCAUCUCUCCAUUCCUCCAUCUCUCCAUUCCGCCAUCCGUCCGUCCCAUGCCCGGGACGG